This is a messenger RNA of Drosophila persimilis, 393 nucleotides long. Its product is annotated as protein new-glue 2. The record is from RefSeq and is a predicted model, not a curated record. The coding region runs from base 1 to 393 and encodes 130 amino acids. NCBI's taxonomy places the organism in Eukaryota, Metazoa, Arthropoda, Insecta, Diptera, Drosophilidae. The transcript has a single exon.
AUGAGGACGGGACAACUGGCAGUGGGACUCCUGGCUGGGAGUCUGUGCAUUUGGCUGACGAAUGCGGCAACCAGCACCACCGCGACAACAAGCUCCGGCACGAGUACCACUGUUGCGGCCACCACCACGACAUCGGCGGCUACGACAACUACAACCGAGGCUACGACCUCGACAACAAGUACAACGGCAUCUACGGUUCACCGCAAAAGAGUCCGUAUAAGCAAUCUGAGAUUUUCGUCAAACAGGAGGAUCCGGGCCUACAGGCGCACUACUGCUAGAAGCACUAUCAACAGAAGCCGUUUGCUCAGAAGAAGGGUCCUUGCGAGGGUGCAGAAUCGUAUUCGUUCACGGUCGAUGCCCAGAAUCAUAAAAAGGCGGCGUAAUCGGGGAUAA